Molecule: messenger RNA, 1007 nt
Organism: Cucumis sativus (cucumber)
Lineage: Eukaryota; Viridiplantae; Streptophyta; Magnoliopsida; Cucurbitales; Cucurbitaceae
Product: probable peroxygenase 5
Exons: 5
Coding region: 178-774 (198 amino acids)
Molecular function (GO): monooxygenase activity; calcium ion binding
Source: RefSeq, a predicted model, not a curated record
GAAUAGCACUAUAUAAAGACGCGUCAUGGUUCCAUUUUCUUCUCCAUCAAAACUCAAAAGAAAAGAAAAGAGAAGAAAAGAUCCUUCUCAAACCCUCUCCAAACGCACCGUUUCAUUCCCAACUCAAAGUUAAAGAAAAAGCCUCGUAAUAAAUUCAUCUUCUUGCUGUGUUCAUCAAUGGGUGAAGUGUCAAAGAGCGUGUCGCCCCCCUCAAGCCCAGGCGGAGAAAGGGUGGAUGAGAGGAACGUUCUGCAGAAACACGUAGCGUUCUUUGAUAGGGAUAAAGAUGGGGUGGUUUAUCCAUGGGAGACAUUCAAGGGGUUCCGAGCAAUUGGCGCUAAUUUGUUUUUGUCCACACUCAGUGCUGUUUUUAUCAACAUUGGACUUAGCUCCAAAACCCGUCCGGGGAAGUUUCCUAAUUUUCUAUUCCCAAUUGAGAUAAAAAACAUUCAACUCGCAAAACAUGGAAGUGAUUCUGGUGUAUAUGAUUCUGAAGGAAGAUUUGUUAGUAAGAAAUUUGAAGAAAUAUUCAAGAAGCAUGCCCUAACCUACCCAGAUGCCUUGACAGAAAAAGAACUUAAAGCAUUGCUCAAGUCAAAUAGGGAGCCUAAAGACUACAGUGGAUGGGUUGCUGCAUGGACAGAAUGGACAACUCUAUACAACCUUUGCAAAGAUGAUAAUGGUUUACUUAAAAAGGAAACUGUGAAGGCUGUUUAUGAUGGGAGCUUAUUUGAGCAUAUGGAGAAACAAAGAGCAUCGAAAAAGAAGAAAUGAAAAAUAUAAAAAUCAAAAUAAGGGUGUUUACAUGUUUCUCUGCUUACACAUUUCUCACUUUAGGGUAAAUUUAUACCAUCUUGACAUGUAGUCCCUUUUUUUUUUUUUCUCUUAUAGGUUAAGAAAAUGUUUAAUGUUAUGUUUUUUGAUGCAUUUAUAUGGACUUUGUGUGAAAUGAUAUAAAGAUAAAUAAAAUGUUUAAUGUCAUGUUGUUUGAUGGACUUUGUGUGAAA